Papaver somniferum (opium poppy) is the source of this 1194-nucleotide messenger RNA. RefSeq lists its product as uncharacterized. The transcript has 5 exons. Gene Ontology annotation, molecular function: nucleic acid binding. NCBI's taxonomy places the organism in Eukaryota, Viridiplantae, Streptophyta, Magnoliopsida, Ranunculales, Papaveraceae. The record is from RefSeq and is a predicted model, not a curated record. The coding region runs from base 1 to 1194 and encodes 397 amino acids.
AUGGCAGUAGGAUCAGCUGUCACAAAAUGGAGGCACUACCUAAGAGGGCAUCAUUUCACAAUCAAGACUGAUCAUGAAAGCAUCAAUUUCUUCUUAGAACAAAAGAUUACUACAGGGUUGCAACAAAAGUGGAUGAUGAAGUUAUUGGGCUUUAAUUAUGACAUCCAAUACAAAAAGGGGGUUGACAAUAAAUUUGCCGAUGCCUUGUCAAGGAGAGCACACCCUCCUACUGCCUUACAAGAUAUAACUCUUUCCAAGCCUGUUUGGAUACAGGACAUUGCCAAUAGCUAUGAAAAUGAUCCAAAGGCUCAACAACUGAUUUCUCAACUGCUGGUUUCUCCUUCUGCAACACCAAAUUUUUCAUACCAACAAGAGAUUCUCAGGCAACUUAUAACAUGGCCAAACUUCAUUUUUAUUGGCCAAAGAUGCAACAAGACAUCAUCUCUAUGGGAUUUCAUUGAGGGCCUUCCCAAGAGUGAGCACAAAGAUGUUAUCUUAGUGGUGGUUGAUAGAUUAACAAAAUACAGUCAUUUCAUUGGACUUCAACACCCUUAUACUGCAGUUAUUGUAGCUAAAGCUUUCUUACAUCACAUUUUCAAGUUGCAUGGUUUACCUCCUCCAUCACCUCUGACAGGGACAAGGUCUUCACAAGCACUGUAUGGUUAUGAUGCACCAAACUUAGCUUUCCCAACUACUGUCACUACUUCUGUAGCUACAGUUGAGGAGUAUCUUACUCACAAGAAUGUUAUGCUUGACAUACUCAAGGAAUCCCUGUCUACUGCUCAAGCUAGAAUGAAGUUCUUUGCAGAUCAGAAAAGAACUGAAAGAUCCUUUACAGUGGGUGACAUGGUCUACCUCAAGAUCCAGCCCUACAGACAAGCAUAUGUUUCCUUGAGGAAGAAUUUCAAACUAUCAGCUAAGUACUAUGGCCCCUUUCCCAUUCUUGCCAAAAUUGAAUCUGCUCAUGUGCCAUCUCCCACACUACCACUAGUGGACCAUGCAGGCCAAGUCAUCAUCACUCAUAUUUCAGUUUUGGACUACAUAACUAUUACAAUAGGAGAUCACACUAUUCAGCAAGCUCUCAUUCACUGGUCCAAUGCUACUGCUGCAGAAGCUACAUGGGAGGAUACUGCUACAAUUCAGGCUCACUUUCCUACUUUUUUCCUUGAGGACAAGGACAAUUUGAAGGGGUAG